This is a messenger RNA of Zymoseptoria tritici IPO323, 2286 nucleotides long. RefSeq lists its product as uncharacterized. Lineage: Eukaryota; Fungi; Ascomycota; Dothideomycetes; Mycosphaerellales; Mycosphaerellaceae. Gene Ontology annotation, molecular function: protein binding. The record is from RefSeq and is a predicted model, not a curated record. The transcript is spliced from 2 exons. The annotation marks the transcript as partial.
GAACUCGUAAGAACACUAUGUCACAGCUUCAAGGCUCCCACGCUGCUCGACCUCCACAAGGAGAUCGCCUCCAUGGUGUAUCACGAUCCGGUCUUCGUGCUUCCGAAUGAGCUCAUGCUGGACAUCUUCUCCCACCUCACACCUCGCGAGCUACUCAUUGCAUCCCAAGUCUCGAAACCGUGGCGAGAGCGCACGCACGACGAGCGUCUAUGGCGGAACUGCUUUUAUCGGGAGGGGUGGAUCGUGGACAAGAGCAAGAUGGCAGGAUCGGAAGAGCUGGCAAAACGAAAGGGCGCGAGGGUCGCGGAACGUGUCAUGCGUACAGCAAAGCCCGGCGGUGGUUUGACCAGAAAGAGUAGUCGGAAGAGACCACGCGAUGAAGCCUUUAGUGAGCCGGAGCCUGCUCGAACAACAGACACAGGUGGUCAUAUGGAGGGAGUGGAGAGCACGAGCGGCAGUACAUUGGCGACAAAUGGCAGUCCUUGCGGGAAAGGAGCCCCAAGUGAAAUGGAGAGCGAUUCUGACUCGAUGCUUGACGACCCCUCAUUCAAUCCCGCAGAUGUCAAAAUCACACCAACUGUCUUUAGCGCAGCAAGAGAGCCCAAGGUCAGCUGGUCAUACCUUUAUAAGCAACGCAGAAGGCUUGAGAAGAAUUGGGAGACUGGUACCUACAAGAUGUUCCGCCUACCUCACCCCCAGCACCUCGAAGAAGGUCACACGGAAUGCGUCUACGCUAUACAACAUCGUGGCAACCAUCUUGUUUCUGGCUCUCGCGACCUGAGCAUCCGCAUAUGGGACCUCAAUACUUGCCGGCUGUUGAGAGAUCCACUGCUCGGACAUGAAGCAAGUGUUCUCUGUCUGCAAUUCGACGAUGCUCCUGGUGACAAGCAUGAUGUGAUUAUCAGCGGAGGAAGCGACAAUCUGGUCUUGGUGUGGAGAUUCUCAACCGGCCAGGUAUUGAAGAAAUUUUACGCGCAUACCGAAAGUGUUCUCAACCUGCGCUUUGACGACCGUUAUCUUGUGACCUGCUCCAAGGACAAGUCGAUCAAGAUCUGGAACCGCCACGAUAUCGAAGUCCACGAUGAUAUUGUGCCCAAGCGCGUCAUCUCUCAACUUACCCCGAACCUCGGCGCGGACAUGCAGCUGAGCUCAUAUACUCUUCUGGACACUUUCACCGGCCACCAAGCGGCGGUCAAUGCCGUGCAGAUCCAUGGAGAUAUUAUCGUGUCGGCAUCUGGCGACCGUACCAUCAAAUCCUGGGAUAUUCACGCCGGCGGCCACAGAAAACAAUACAGCGGUCAUACCAAAGGCAUAGCAUGCGUACAGUUCGACGGUCGUCGAAUCGUCAGCGGCUCCUCCGACAACACUGUUCGGAUCUUUGACUACGAAACGACCGCGGAAGUGGCCUGUUUGGAUGGCCACAGCAGUCUUGUGCGCACCGUUCAGGCCCGCUUUGGCGAUCUCGACAUCACGACCGAUGAGGAGUUGCUGGCAGAGUCCCAGGAGGCUGAUCGGAAUUUCGUGAAAAGCCUCAAACAAGGCAUGACACCUCGUUCGCUCGGUCGUAGUGGAACGCGUCGGAAUGCAGGCUCUAGCAGGCCCGAAGAAAUGCUCAGCUUUGGUACGAAGAUUCCUCCUGGUGGAGGUGGUAGCAAGUGGGCGAGAAUUGUCUCCGGCUCGUACGACGAGACCGUCAUUAUCUGGAAGCGAGGUAAAGACGGCAAAUGGCGACCCAACUUUCGAUUGCAGCAAGGGGCACAUCUAGCUACCAUCCAGAACAGUCUCGGUAGUCAGCUGCACAAUCUUGCACAACUGCAAUACCAGCAGCAGCAGGCAGGCCCACACGCAGUCCAACAAGGCGAUCAAGCAGGUCCAUCAUCAGCCGCCGCAUCGAGUUCACGACCCUUGAAUACAGCCGCGCCCGCAGCCCCCGCCCACGCACAAGCUCAAAUCGCCGCGACAGCUCCCGUCCCGGCACCACAUACCGUCCAUCGAGCCACAACAGCAAUUGAAGCAGGGCCAAAUGCAACAGCAGCGCCAACCGCAGCACCAGCCCAGCCGCAGCCCAAUGCUCCACAUCAGAACGCUCACGCUCACGCCCACGCCCACGCCCACCACCAUCACCACCACGCGCCCGCUCGCGAGACGAAUCGCGUGUUCAAGUUACAAUUCGACGCGCGGAGGAUCGUGUCGUGCAGUCAGAAUAAAGUCGUCGUCGGUUGGGAUUUUGCGGCGGGGGAUCGCGAUUUGGAGUGGAUUGGGGAUUGGAGUGUGGAGACGGCUUGA